AUCACUGUCUGUCCACGGGGGUCUGCUCUGCUUGCACAGCAGCAAAGAGUAGAUAAUAGAAGCAGCAUUCAGUGUGGACGGAAGUGGUGCCGGAGAGGAGGAGGAGUUCAGAGCAAAAACAGCCGUCUCAACAAAAUGUGGACAUGCUGACUCCUCCCUCCGCCUGCAGCCAGAGGAGCAGGGCGGCCGAAUGAGAGCUCAUCUAUACUCCCCUAAAGCAUAUCAUCCAUACCUGAGGAGAUUCACGACUAACGCAGCGCAUUAAUGACUGUCAUUAAAGACACUUUUCCUCCCUUCUCGGAUGGUUUUCUUCCUGCGGUGGAUAUCUGUUGAAGGAGUUUAGGAUUCUGAAGCCACACUUUUUUUUUUCUCCAAGCUCUCAACGUACCACUACUUUAUUCCUGCACGGAUUUAACCGUUUAGAAAUAGUAAAUGUGUAGUUUUGGGAGGACCAGAUAACCUCGGUAUCUUUUUUUAUUUAUUUUUUUAAACCUGAAAACUUGGAAUCUCCUAAUGUUUUUAACCUGGAACUGGGAGCCAUCGGAGUGCAUGGCCAUGUAGCCCAAAGGAAAUGGCCUGAUGCUGCAGACGCCACAGCAGACAUAUCCUGCCAGUAAUCUGAUAUUUUCCACCGUGGCUCAUCUGGAAAUCUCGGAGUAGAGUUUGUCCAGUUUCUCUGCAGCCCCCCCUCCUCUUUCAGAGAUGGAUUUGGGGCUGUCGGCCCACACUGGUUCCUGUGUCUGUUGGAAGCAUCAGAGUGUCUGUUGGUGAGGGACCCCCAACAGGCCCAGGAUGCCAGGAUGCCCAUCACUCAGGACAACGCCCUCAGCAUCCUCCCACUGCUGGAGAACUGGCAUGGGGCUCAGACCACAAGAUCACAGCAGGACCACAACCUGAAUCAGGACAAUGCUGGCUACAAGCAGGUGGAUCAGGACUCCUACCAGAAUGGAGAAGGGGACAGUGUGUGCAGUAGCAGCAGUGUUAACAGUGUUAGUGUGGAGGACAUGGCCCUGUGUCUGGCUGCCAUUCAGAAACUGAUGGAGUACAUUAACUUUAACUUCAUGGAUGCUGACACCGCUCCAUCGGUCAGCCCGUUCUCCUGCAGGGAGGGGUUAGACGUUGAGGUUCACGCUGUCUCCCUCAGUAAAGACGGUGGGGACACCGCUGAGUUUGGCCUCAGCUUCGGUAACAUCCCUAUUUUUGGGGAUCCUGACGGGAGAAAGAAGGGAGGCCCGAGGAGGAGGAGGGACCAGGGCCCCAUCAUGGAUGUAGGCUGCAUCUGGGUCACAGAGGUGAGGAAGAGGAGCCCAGCAGCCCGCUGUGGGGGGAUCAAACUGAGAGACGAACUGCUGUCACUCAACGGACAGCUGAUGGUGGGAGUGGAUGUCAGUGGGGCCAGUUACCUGGCUGACCAGUGCUGGAAUGGAGGCUGUAUCUACCUGAUCAUGCUGCGGCGAGUCAAGCGGAAGGCUCCUCUCCCUCCCUGUAACAUCAACGGCGGCGUCGGUACCCCCAUCAGCAGCAACAGCUGUGAAGACCAGCAGCGGGCCAGAGCGGCCUCUGAGCCCUCGGUAGGCUCGGCAAACUGCAAACGCACACGCAAGUUCGGUGUCAUAUCGCGAUCGUCCUUUAACCGAGACAACAGGGACAGCACCGACUCCGAACUCCAGAGCUGUUACAACGGCUGCAAUGGCUCCUCCACUCCCACUGAUGCAGGAGUCAGUCCUCCAGCAGAUGACUCAGGUUGCGUCGUCUCCACACACACACCCACAGAGGAAAGCAAAGACACCUGUCCUCAGGUGAGAACUAUUCCCCAACAUCUACUCAGAGGAAGCACUGCUACCCUGCCUGCAAGGUGUCACAGUCAGCUGCUGGAGUGCAAAAUGGAUUCUUUCAGCAGUGAAAAUUCAAGCCAGCCCAGAGAGGGCAGCUACAUCUGGAAGAUGCAUAUGGUGAAGGGCGAGGAGGGCCUGGGCAUACAGAUAACAGGAGGGCGUGGCUCCAAGCGCUCGCCUCAUGGGAUCAUUAUCGCUCAUAUAGAGAAGGCUGGUGCCAUUUACAGGGACGGUCGUCUUCAUGCUGGUGAUGAGUUGCUGAUGAUUAAUGGUCAGUCUCUGGUGGGUCUCACUCAUCAGGAGGCUGUUAGUAUCCUCCGCUCCACUUCUGGUCUGGUCCAGCUGGUGGUGGCCAGCAGGGAGGAGUCAGACGUGGGUUUUGAGCGCUUCCCGUCCACCAGUCUGCCCGACCUGGUCAGCACCUGCAGUUCCUUGUCCUCCCUGUCUCAGACUGCUCCCUCUCACUCCUCACAGACCUCCAACUGUAGCACCAGUUUACACAACCCCUUCCUGUUCACUAACUUGGAGAAACUAGAAGGACAGAGUCCGGGAGAGGCACCCAAAGGAUCCUGCUGCAGCCCCACACCCAAGAAGCUUUGCAGUCGAUCUCAGGGGGGCAGCAGUCGUCUGGAGUCGGUGGGUGAGGACGAUGAGCUGUUUGUGGAGAACGGUGUGAGCAGCUGUGAAGUGGUGGAGAAGCCUCCACCUGGUCGACGUAAACACUCCUUACCUCAACAACUAGAUACUGUUGGAGUGAGACAGGAAUAUCAGAUCAUUAAGAAAUCAGCCCGCUCCCUGAGCACCAUUCAAGUGGAGUCUCCAUGGCGACUGGCACAGCCGUCCAUUAUCUCCAGCAUAGUGCUGAUGAAAGGCCAGGGCAAGGGCCUAGGAUUCAGUAUUGUUGGUGGGCAGGACUCAGCACGUGGUCAGAUGGGGAUUUUUGUCAAAACUAUUUUCCCUCAUGGAGCUGCAGCAGCUGAUGGACGACUGAAAGAGGGAGAUGAGAUUCUGGAAGUGAACGGAGAGUCUCUCCAAGGACUCACACACCAACAGGCCAUCCAGACCUUCAAGCAACUGAAGAAAGGUGUAGUGACGCUGACGAUUCGAACCCGUCUGCGCAGUCCCAGCCUGACACCCUGUCCAACCCCCACCCUCCUCAGCCGCUCUAGCUCACCCAACUCCAUUGCCAGCGGGGGGACACCUGUCCCCUCAGGGUUGGAAGAGGCUGACGCCCACAGGGGCCCUGGUCCUGGUCCAAAGGACUGCAUCAUCAUGGAGGUCACACUUAAUAAAGAGUCUGGUGUUGGUCUUGGGAUUGGAGUUUGCUGUCUGACCCUGGAGAACUCUGCUCCUGGCAUCUACAUCCACAGCCUGGCACUGGGUUCUGUGGCUAAGAUGGACGGCAGGCUCAGUCGUGGCGAUCAGAUACUGGAGGUGGACUCAGUCAGUCUUCGUCAUGCUGCUCUCAGCGAGGCCUACGCCAUCCUCAGUGAAUGUGGCCCUGGACCUGUCAGUCUCAUAAUAAGCAGGCAUCCUAACCCCAAGGUUUCAGAACAGGAGAUGGAUCAAAUUAUUGCUCGAUCCACACACAGGGACAAAAUGAACAAAAACAGACACUCCUCUCACUCCCAAGGUUUGUCCUGUAAGAGCCCCAACCCAACGAUGAAGGACAGGCAGGGAGACGGCUCCCCUACUCUCAGCUGGACCAUGAAGAGAUUCCUUGAGCCGGCCAGCAGACAGGGCUCUCUGAGCUCAGAGACAGAGUUAUCUCAGUACUUCUCCCAGGACGUUUCCAGCAACUCCUUCUUGUCUGAAUCCAUACUGAUGGGCUCCAACAGCGAUGAGGCGCUCCACCAGCAGAGCUGCAGUACUUCCAUGGAGGACAACUCAUCACGGCCACAUGAAGUGGAGAGUAGCUCAUCACAAGACAAGACCCCUGCUCCUCUUCAUCACCAUGUCGAGGCAGUCUGCCAGCCCAUUGCUGUCUCCAGCCCCGCCUCAGUGCGAAGCCCACUACUCCGUCAGCGACGGGUGAUGUGCUUUGAGGAUGAGCUCAGUGAUGAUGAGGACUCCGACAACACUAGAAACACUGGGAUCUUCCACAGGCCAACAAAAUCUGACCCUGUGAACUUCAGCGAUGCCCGAGCAUCCGGAAUUACCAAAACUGAUUCAGCAGUUGCGACCGCUGCAUCAUCAUUGGAUAUAAAUGGAAACAGUGAAGAUGGUGGGGAUUUGCAGAGGUGUGGAAGCCAUGAUGUGCCAACACCACUCUAUGGUAGUUUCUCACAGUGUGAGGAGGGUAUUACCAAUAAGUCUGACUCACUUGGUUCUGAGUCACCCCUCAUGCCUAUCCGCAAAGCAGGGGGGGCAAGCAGUAUGGGCUCUGGGCUCACUAAUUUGAUCAUCAAUAGUGAGAACUAUACAAGUCAAGAUGAUGGACAGUUGGAGUCAAAGCGCUCCCCCAAGCUUGAGCAUAAAGCAGUGACACGGGUCAAAAGUAUGAUGAGCAUUGAAGCACCAAACCUGCCCCAGCAGCUUAAGUCCAAGGUUGAUGAUCCCUCUCCAGGCUCGGGACCAUCCCAGCCCCCUUCCCACACCACACAGUCUGGAAGAAACCCCAAGACUGCUGGUGGGUUGGUACCCCAUCAGCACUGUAAGAAGGAAGAUGCCAGUGAGCUCGUGGGCGUUUUUACCAUCGACACUGUGACCCUGAGGAGAAGUGAGGACGAGUCAUUCGGUCUUGACCUGGAGAUUAUGUCAUCUCCUCUGAAAGUCGUCAUUUCUGCGCUAAGGCCCGGAGGUGCAGCAGAAAGGGAAUCUACGGGUAAGCUGUGUCCUGGAGACGAGAUUGUCAAAAUUGGAGAAAAAUCGGUGCGCUCCUCUACUUACCAGGAAAUCUGUGAGCUCAUGCACAACCUUCCCAUUACACUGUCCUUGGAAAUUAAGAGACCGGUUUCAGCUGUAGAUCGAUUGUCCAGUUUGAUAAUGUCAUCAGGGAGCAGUGAUGGAGCCACUACACUGAACGCAGCCAGAUCUGUCCAGGGGACAUCUCAUGAAGGACAAGUAACGAGUGCAAAUGUGGGGAAUUCCAACCACACAACCGAAACAGACCACGACUUUCAAAUACCCAUCACCAAUAUAGAUGACAUUUUAUCAGAAGUGAGCCUCUGCAGUGAUAAAAAUACACACACCAAAUCCCCUGACAAAACGUUAUCUAAAGAGCCUGUAUCCUGCUAUUCAAGCCAACACACAGUAACUCUGUCUGAGAAAGCUGCCAUUCAGGUUCCAGUACAGUCCGGUCCCUUGGACUGUUCCAUCUCGGAUGUAGGAAGUGAAAAAGGUGCCAUACCCCCCGUGGAGACAACACAACUCAAUAGAUCACGUCCCGAACUGCCUGAAGCUGGUUCUAAGUCCAUGUACCCCACAGGAGAUGACAGUGAUUCAAACAGUAACUCCACCACUGACAGCAAUGUAAUGGUCAAUAUGAAGGCCGGCAGUGGUGGUAGUCUUCAUGAGCUCUCCUCAGAUGAGGAGGAAGUGGAGUUUUGUUCAGGUGACGCCCAGCAACCUGCUGCUGGUGGACUCUCUCAGUUAAGCCAGUCGCCAAAUGGAUCUUCAUCUUUUCAGCAUGCCAGCAGUCAAAAUACAAACCUGGAUCAGACCUCAGACGUGUUGCAGGUCUCCGCUGAUGUUUCACUGACAAACAAAGAAGACUCUGUUACAACAGCCCAGCAACAAAAACAGCCGCUGCUCUCUCAGGUAUUAGGGGUCUCCUCUACAGAACAACCGUGCCAAUCUUCCAACAGCACAAUACCUGUGUAUUCUGCAGAGUGCCACAUUAAUCGUGCCACUGAACCCGUCAAAGUUAAAGCAUGUGUGGCAUCCAGUCCUGGAAGUCUAAGCACUUCCAGCAGCCCCUCCCCAUCAGACACCCACAGUGUCACUCAGGGUACUACUGCAAAUUUGCAUGCAGAUAGCUCGUUGACCUCAGCACCCCGUUUACCUUCAGUGGAAUCAGAAGAAACCUCAGGUUCAAGCAUCGGCAGAUCAGAUACAAGAGUGUCUGCAUCGAUGAUAAACAAAGAAAAAGCCUUGGACUGUAGAACUAGUUUAACCCCCCUUGCUAGCUCCGUGCUUAAGAAGACCUCUGGGCUGAAACUCCUUGAUAAUUCAGACCAUCUUGUAUGGAGUAGCUUUAAACUCCAGGUUGAAAGUCAAAUCAAACUAAACACUAGUGCUCCCAAAUUGAAGGGCCUUAGCAUUAAGAAUAAGAACAAACCACAGGAGGAGCCUCUCUGCAAAAGUCCAGUUCCUGUAACCACCAAUGCUUCCUUGAAGCCGGCAACAAAAUCACCACCAACAGCAACCAUGUCCUGCUUUUUGAAGACCAAUAACCUGCCGGAUAUGAACAAUUGCCUUCAUUUGCCCAAAGUAAGUGGGCCUUCAGGUAAUGCAUUACAAACUGUACAACUGGCCAAACAGAAGGACAUCCAUUUAGGCUCCAAAGCGCCAGCCAAAUCACAAAGCCCCACACACACCCCUGCCACUCAGAGAACGUUUAUAGAAGUUCGUCUGUCUUCCUUAUCUGUUUCAUCGCCACCAGUUAUGGCACACAGCGAAACAGUGAUUUCAAAAGACUUUAAACUCACUCAGAGAAGCACAGAUGCGAGAUUAGCACCCGUGCUUUCUCCUGCCAACUCCACAGUAGUAAAAAACAACGGCACGGUCAGCAACACAGUAUUUAAUUCACUGUGUUCUUCUAAAGAAACUAAUUCAACCACAAGUAAUGGCUCAAAACUCAGUACUACUGUGGAGACAAGUGAGACCCUGAAGACUAGCACAUCCAGACUGUACAUAAAGACAAUGGAAAGGCGAAGCUUCACCACAGACACCGCCGACUACAAUCCCUUCUCUGUCCGACAUAAGAUCAAGUCCUUUGAAAACCUGGCUAACUUUGACAAGCCGGUGGCUAAAAACAGCGACAUACAGUCUUAUGCUGUGGCAUAUAGAGCCUCGCUUAACCAAAGGAUUGCUGGUUAUAUGGGCGUGGUUAAUUCUAUUGACUGCCGGGCACGGCAAAGGAGUUUCAGUUCUUACGUGGACAAUCUUAUCCCUACCACACCCUGCUCACCUCUUCUUGGUAAAUCUCCAUCUAGCAUUACACUGAUAAACCUUGAGCUUCCACAUUCGAGCUGUAAUGCAGCUCUCCCAACUGAGGCUCAAGUUCAAAGAGCUCCAUACGGGUACGCACCACAGACCCCUGAGGUGCUGCGGAGGAAACACAGCAAACUUCACCGCAGCAGGCUGCGGCAGCUCAGGGCUCUCAGUAUGCCUGAAUUGGAAAAACUAUGCACAGAGGACUUUACCACGGGCCACCACGGUACAGAUGUAGAUACAACUGAGCCUGCCAGCUAUCCUAUUAUACUUAUGGAAGACACAGCGACUAAGAGCUUGCCACCCUCUGCAACCCCGACAAAAGUGGAUGUCAACAGGGUGAGCCAAGGUGACCUUGGAUCCACUGAAGAGACCCCUCAAGGAACCCCAGAGGCCGAUGGACAACAGCCUGGCUGGUCAAUCAGUUUAAAGGAGCUGGCUGCUUCUCCUGCGAGUCAGCGUAAGCUGCAGACACUGCUGUCCUCCCAGACGGUGAAAUCAUAUGUGUCUGCCCUGCUUCAGGAGGCCGAGGCCCUCUCAGAGGUUAACGAUAAUACUCACCUCGUGGUCCUGAGUAAAGAAGAAGGCUCGGGGCUUGGUUUCAGUGUUGCUGGUGGAGUCGACCUUGAGCAGAAGGCAGUAACAGUUCAUCGGGUCUUCACCAAAGGAACAGCUAGCCACGAAGGCACAAUCCAGAGAGGUGACAGCAUUUUAUCCAUAAAUGGCACAAGUCUGGGGGGUAAAACCCAUGGAGAGGCUGUGUCUUGCCUUCAUCAAGCCAGGCUAUCCGAUCAAGCCUUAGUCGUCAUCUGGAGAGACAAGGAUGGUGAACUGAUUGUCUCUGACACACAUGACUCGGCUGGCCAUCCAAAGAGGAUGUGUUCUGCCAGAAAGAAGUCUUCGGAAGCUGGAGCAGUGGUGGAUGUGGGUCCAGACGGUGCUUUAACGGUGGAGCUACACAAGUCUUCUGCCGGCCUGGGUUUCAGUCUGGAAGGGGGGAAGUCCUCAAGCCAUGUAGACAGGCCUCUCAUUGUCAAACGCAUCUUUCAAGGGGGCGCCGCAGAGCUGUCCGGGUUUAUCCAAGUUGGGGAUGAAGUUGUGUCUAUCAACGGCUGUUCUCUGGAGGGCCUCAUGCACCAUGAUGCCUGGAAAAUCAUCAAAGCCACUAACGAAGGGCCGAACCACCUCCUCAUCCGCACCCAGUACCUGACUAUAAUGAACUAGGAAACAGGAAGCUCCUGAGAAGGACAAAUGUGAAACCGCCUUCUAAAACAGUGUGUGGACGAGCAGUAGAAACGAGGACGGGCAAUUUCCCACUUUUUACACAUUUUCUGAUGGACUUCAUUUGAGAUUUUGUGUUUUGUCUUGUUAUAUGUGUUUGUACUUAGGAAUAGGUGAAAUUGGAUGGACCACUAACUAUUGUGGUGUACAUUGCUGAAUUAUGAUUUAUUUCAGAUGGGAAGUGCAGUUUGUUUACAAUAGAUUAACUUUGGAACACUAAAGAAAACAGUUUUUUUUUUAAUAAAGUCAGAAUGUGAAAGGA
Sebastes umbrosus (honeycomb rockfish) is the source of this 8532-nucleotide messenger RNA. RefSeq names its product PDZ domain containing 2 (gene pdzd2). NCBI's taxonomy places the organism in Eukaryota, Metazoa, Chordata, Actinopteri, Perciformes, Sebastidae. Gene Ontology annotation, molecular function: protein binding. The record is from RefSeq and is a predicted model, not a curated record.